AUGUCGUCGACCAACUCCGCCCUCAAGCUCCGCGAGCUCGCUUUGCGUACUCCACGCCCAUAUACCUCCAAGAUCGCAUUGAACGGGACGCUGCGGCCGCAGACCAAGCUUGUCGAUAAGCAGGUUCAGAAGAGCUUCUCCAGGGGCAAGAGCGGUGGUCAAUAUACUGUCAAGCCUCAGCCGAGAGACGGCGAGACCGGUGGGAAUGAUGGAGGGAAAGGGAAGAGUAGGGAGGAUGAGCUGGCCAUAGGCUUUUACACUGUUCUCAUCAUGCUUUUCGAUAGAAGACGUGAUGCUGUCGUUCGUUACUCCAUGAGCAAUCACGAGGAAGAACUCUCUCAUCCACCAGCAAGGCUACCGACAAGGCUGUCGAACCCAUUGUCAAGUGCUUGCCUGCCCUUAGAUUGA
This is a messenger RNA of Zasmidium cellare ATCC 36951, 408 nucleotides long. RefSeq lists its product as uncharacterized. Lineage: Eukaryota; Fungi; Ascomycota; Dothideomycetes; Mycosphaerellales; Mycosphaerellaceae. The transcript is spliced from 3 exons. The coding region runs from base 1 to 408 and encodes 135 amino acids. The record is from RefSeq and is a predicted model, not a curated record.